AUGGGAAAGAAGCGGACGAGAAGCACGGCCACGGCCAAGCCUGCCAAUGGAGACGCCUUUCACGCUCAGAGUUUCGUCGACGACGUCCGCGAGGCCCGCGAUGUCGAAUUCGCGGCCCAGAAGAAGCAGCAAGAGCGGUUAAAACGUCGCAAACUCACCGAGGACCUCGAAUUGGCCGCCGCCAAAACGGCCGCCAAGGCCACCAAGAAGGCCAUCAAGGCCGGCAAACCGCUGCCCUCUGUGUCGCAUGCUGAUGCGCGUAAAGCAGGCCUGCAAAUGUGGAAGCGCGCCGCACUUCGAAGGAAGGCCCGUGCCGGCAACGUGGAUGACGAGGACUUUGAUGGAGAGAUUCAGGAGGAUGUCGUCGACUCGAAGACUACGGCAAAAAUUUUUAAAGAGGCGAAAGAACAACGCGCCGAAAUUCGGGAAGAGAACAUCAACUCGGUCGCGGAAGAGGCCGCUCGUAAUUGCGCAAGGCUGGAUUCCGCUCUGGAGGCAGUCGGAGAAAAGGUGCAUGCCACUGCACUCGACGACAGUGAUCAGGAAUCUGGGGACGACUCGAAAAGUGAUGUCCCUUCAGAGGGAACUGCAAUCUACGAUGAGCGCGAACUUGCCUUUUUGGAUGGUAGUAAGGUUACAGAGGAAGACGAAAUGGCCUUGGCUCUGUUUACCAACAUGGAGAACAAGGGCACGACCAGUGACGAACCACAAGCUGCGCCGGGGACUCGAAUGCUGGCAGACAUCAUUUUGGACAAAAUUCGAGAGAAGGAGGAAGCUGAUGCACGGGCGGCAGCCAUUGCUGCUGACCCGGAACGCGCCGCGAGAGAUAAAAGAAUUGCAGAGGUUUAUGGGCUUGUCGGAAACAUUUUGUCAAGAUACCGAAGUGGUAAGGUGCCGAAAGCAUUUAAAGUGAUCCCCAAGCUCCGAAACUGGGAAGAAGUCUUGUACUUGACAAGACCGGACGAAUGGUCUUCCGCCGCAGUUUAUGCCGCUACAAGGUUACUGGCAUCCAACCUUCCAGCACGAGAAGUUAUAUCAUUUUACACGGACAUCCUUCUUCCUCGCUGCUUAGAAGAUAUAUCUGAGAACAAGAAGCUGAACUAUCACUUGUAUCGUGCACUAGCAAAGGCUGUGUACAAACCCGAUGCAUUCAAUAAGGGUAUAUUGUUUCCUAUCUGUGAAGAUAUAGGAUGCACUCUUCGACAGGCAACAAUUAUCGGGUCUGUGAUAAGCAAAGUAUCAAUUCCCAUGCUGCAUUCUGCAGCUGCCCUUCUUUACAUUGUGCAACUGCCUUACACGCCCUCAAACUCGAUUAUUAUCACGGCAUUGCUGGAAAAGAAGUACGCCCUGCCGUACCAGGUGUUAGACGCAGUGGUAGCAAGCUUUCUGAAGAUGAAAUCGGACACGCGGUCUCCCCCAUUGAUCUGGCAUCAGAGUUUGCUUGCGUUUGCACAACGGUACAAAAUGGAUGUGACAAUGGAACAAAAGGAGAGAUUGAAGCUGCUGAUGCGGGUACACACGCAUUACGCGGUGACACCAGAGAUUCGCAGAGAACUUUUCUCAUCGCGCAAUCGGGGCGAUUUGAUGGAUCCUGAUUCGAACACUAUCGCACGGAAUUUAGAAAGCGCGGCGAUGGUUAUGUGAAAAGGAGGGCAGAAAUACUCAAAUUUUGCUAAAUAAAGCACUAACGAAGAAGCUCCUCGAACAAUGCUGAUCAGUGACUGUGCACACUGUGCACACUUCCCAUGUUUUGUAAAUUGUUUAUGUGUAGCGACGAAAGUAAUCAUACGUAAAUCUGGUUAAUAACAGGCGAA
This is a messenger RNA of Chondrus crispus (carragheen), 1814 nucleotides long. RefSeq lists its product as hypothetical. Gene Ontology annotation, molecular function: snoRNA binding. Gene Ontology annotation, biological process: rRNA processing. Lineage: Eukaryota; Rhodophyta; Florideophyceae; Gigartinales; Gigartinaceae. The coding region runs from base 1 to 1644 and encodes 547 amino acids. The transcript has 2 exons. The record is from RefSeq and is a predicted model, not a curated record. Gene Ontology annotation, cellular component: nucleolus; preribosome, small subunit precursor; cytoplasm.